UUCGUCAUGAUCUUCACUUCCUGAGCCCCACCCCACCUCUCUCUCUCGCUCUCUCUCUCUCGGACCCCGAUCGUGUUGUGUUAGUGUAUUAGUCAGUAAACAGUAAGAUGAGUAAAACAGAGGAGAACUCGUCAGUAAAAAGCGGAGAUGAGGAACAGGACUGGGAAGCGGCCAAAGUCUUCUUCAACAACCUGAAGAGUAAGAAGCCCAGACCUCCGAAGCCGAGCACUGCAAUUACGAUCGCCGUUUCGUCUCGGACUUUGUUCAACAUGGUGGAGGAGAGGAAGAUCUACGAGCAGGAAGGACUGGAGAAGUACGUCAACUACAACCAACAAAACGAGAACCAACCACUCAAACCCGGAGCUGCCUUCCCCUUUGUCAAGGCGUUGAUGACGGUGAACGCUCGUCUCAGGGAGCUGUACCCCGACAGUGAGGAGCUGUUUGAUAUCGUGUUAAUGACUAAUAACCACGCCCAGGUGGGGGUGCGGCUAAUCAACACCAUCAAUCACUACGACCUGCUGAUUGAGAGGUUUUGCAUGACGGGCGGUAAGAGUCCAGUCGGUUACCUGAAGGCAUACAUGACAAACCUGUAUCUGUCUAAAGACUCGGAGAAAGUGAAGGAGGCCAUCGAGGAGGGCAUCGCAGCAGCCACGCUGUUUACUCCGGAUAAGAAGAUCGAGUUGAGUGAAUCUCAGCUCAGAGUAGCGUUUGAUGGCGAUGCCGUGCUUUUCUCAGACGAGUCAGAGAUCAUCGUGAAACAACAAGGACUCGAUGAGUUCUUUGAGCAUGAGAAGGCAAACGUGAACACACCACUUGCUCAGGGUCCUCUGAAGUGUUUCCUGGAAGCGUUGGGGAAACUGCAGAGGAAGUUCUACGCUAAGAACGAGCGGAUGAACUGCCCGAUCCGUACGUUCCUAGUGACGGCGCGCAGUGCGGCGAGUUCGGGAGCACGAGUUUUAAAAACUCUGCGCAGCUGGGGACUGGAGAUCGAUGAGGCACUGUUCCUCGCUGGAGCUCCCAAAGGUCCUCUCCUGGAGAAGAUCAAACCACACAUCUUCUUCGACGAUCAGAUGUUCCACAUCGAGGGAGCCACGGAGACCGGCACCAUCUCUGCACAUGUGCCUUAUGGGAUUGGACAGAAAUAUCACAAAGGAAAACUGAUCGAGCAGCCGGAAAAACAGAAAUGAGAGGGUGAGAAUGCUGAGUUUCAGGAUCAGAGGGGUACAGUCUGAUACUCAGUUACACCAUGAUGUUUAAAAAUCUGAUCUUUUAUUUGAACAGAAAUCUGAUUAAUCUGAGUUUAGGAGAGGAAAACCUCUGAGUGUUACACAAACACUCUCCUGAGAUUAAACAGUUCUGAAUGGUUAAGGUUAGAGUAAGGGGUGGAGUUAGGAUGUGGGAGGAGUUAGGGUGAGGAGCUUUACUUAUGUUUACUUACAUUUUAUCUCCUUGAUAUUAAACACAUACACAUAUAUAUACAUUAAACACAUAGACACAUAUAUAUACACACACACACACACACAGUGGAAUUUGGUUUUAUCAGGUGGGAGUGCGGUUAUGGUGAGGGGUGUGUUUAUCAUGCGAGGGUGGUUCAGAUAUGGGUGGGGUUAAGUCAAGGGGUGUGGUUAGGAUGGAGGUGGAGUUAGGAUGUUAUAUAUAUUUAUAUAUACAGCUGUCUGCCUCACAGGAAAAACAUCAGAGGUGUUUUCUAAUGUAAUCUUAACAAUUUGGAUAUUGACAAUAACUAAGUGUUGGUUAAUUUGGUUUAAUAAAACGUUUAAUAUCGCUGCCUGCGCUCUAAUGCUGAAAAUAUUUAAACAGGUUUAUUUUAUUUGACAGUUUCUGUGAUUAUUAUGGUCUGUAUUUUUGAGGUUGAGGUUCUCAGUUCUGUUUACUCGCUAUGAUAGUUUAUAAGGUAAUAAAAGUGGAUUUUUAUGAAAUAAUAUGGUAUAUUUAUAGGCAGUAUAUGGGGUCUCCUCUGUAGUGUUUUAUAAGUGGCAGCUGCAGUUUUUAGUUCAAUAGGAAAUAUUUAUACACGGUAUAACAGAAACCUUUUG
This is a messenger RNA of Ictalurus furcatus (blue catfish), 2057 nucleotides long. It is a transcript of the gene nt5c1bb, whose product is annotated as 5'-nucleotidase, cytosolic IB b. The transcript has 6 exons. The record is from RefSeq and is a predicted model, not a curated record. Gene Ontology annotation, molecular function: magnesium ion binding; nucleotide binding; 5'-nucleotidase activity. Gene Ontology annotation, biological process: nucleotide metabolic process; adenosine metabolic process. NCBI's taxonomy places the organism in Eukaryota, Metazoa, Chordata, Actinopteri, Siluriformes, Ictaluridae. The coding region runs from base 108 to 1187 and encodes 359 amino acids. Gene Ontology annotation, cellular component: cytoplasm; cytosol.